AGUUCAUCGUGUAAGAAAAUGACAGACGGUGUGCUAGUAAUGGUCAGUAUGUUUGCCAUGAAGAUUUGGAAAAGACUCCAGACUGUUACAGACCACAUCUGUCAAUUUAAUUCUUGACCGUUCCAAUAUGGCGGACGCGCCGACGCAUCGCGGCCCAUACAGCUGCUAAUGAGGUAUCUACAGAUAGAUAUCUAUGCUUCAGUUGUCCCGAAAUUCUGACGAGACGGAACCCGGAUGGACCGCCAAAUUUGAAACAUACAGGAAAACGGACGUAUUUUAUGUUGUUGUUGUAUUUGUUUUAAUCUACUUUUCAAACCCACAGCACAUCUAUUGCGCCAAAAACGUCUUGAGAGCAUGAAUCCCUCAGAGCGUUUCUUUGCAAAGCUCCGGAAACUGACUGUUUAUCUGGAGGCUGAAAGCGCCAGUCUCCUGCAUGCAAGUAAAAACCUCAAGGAUGACGACGACGAUGAAGAGAAUGGGGCUCAAACACUAUACCAGCUACACUCUGAAGUCAGAGCACUGAAGCAGCAAGUUCAGGAUCAGGUGGCCACACAUGAUGCAUUGAGUACUGAGCUGAGGACCUUCAUCAGAAAAUGUUUGGUAUUGAAACAGAGGACCACAGAAGAUAUUGACAGACUACAGAAACAUUAUGAGAAUUAUGGCUACAUACCUCGAAAAGCAAGACUGGUAAAUUCAGAGAUGAACGGUACAAAAGAGGUAGGGGAGCGAGAAGAGCUGGAAAAGACUGAUGCAGCACAGGAACAUGAAGAGAUGGGACAAGGGAUUUGUAAAGAGGCCCAUGAAUCAGAGACACCUGAGAAAAUACUGCCACCUUCUGUCGACCAGCUGCUUACUCCAAAGCUCUCAGAUUUUGGCCUUUCCGCACUAAAUUUUCUAAGGGUGGUUGGGGAAGCAGAGCCACUACAGAGUACUGUUCCUAUCCCAGCUGUGGCUCUGUCACCACCACCAUUUGUCAUGAACAUGCAGCCUCCUCAGCCAAAGACACCAAAAUGCUCCCUGCGGAUGGACGAGGAUGCACCAACCCCACGAAUAGAGGACUUUGGCAUCUCUGAGUAUACUAUGUGCUGGAACAAUGACUUCACCCUGGAUCUGUUCAGCAAGAAACCACCAAAGGCCAGCAGCAAAACGAUGGAGAAUGAUCAGAAACUCCCUCAUGCCUUAACCCUUUCUUCUGUUCCUAACAAUGGUGCAUGCAAUGAGAAUUUGGAAUCCCCAGAGCCUCCUGUGUUUUGCACACCAGGAUUUAAGAUCGAAAAACACAGGGUCCCAUCUUCUCCACCACUGGAUAGACAGAAUAAUCUUGAUUCUACUCCUCAGCCUAAUAACUGUCCUACCCCAGAGUUCCCCACAUUUGAAACGCCUUUUGUCAGCAAGCUCUUAAAAAAGGAGGUCAGAGAGGGAAAAAGUGACAGGUCCGUGGGUUUACAGGAGGGCAGCUUUCGCCUACCAGAUCUCUCAAACACAAACAGAGCUCCUUCGUUCGAUGCUUCAGAGAUGCCAAAAAUCUUAAUUUAUGAAGAGGAAGCUAUGCCUGAGAUGCCUACUCUGCACUCUCAUUUUGGGAGUUAUCUUGCUUCUAAAACUUCAUCAGGUGAAAGUCUCCCUGGGAAGAAGAUGGGGCCAGGUAAUGUGGUAGAGCUGAAGCAGGCUACUGUCCCCUCAAUGGAGACUGAAGAUGGCCACAACCAGGACUGGUGUCUUUCUACCCCAAAAAUGCGAAUGACAUUCCAUACAGAGCCAUGCACACCAGAGAUGCCUGAUAUAAGUUCAGUCACACAGGAUAUCUUAAAACUUGUGGCUCAGUGCAAGUCUUGAGCAGCCACUACUGGAUCUUUGCUGCUGAGCUCGAAGCCUGGCCAUCAAAUAGUGGCACCAAGAAGAGAACUGUAGAAAUUAGUCUGCUGAAUCAUGACAGUAGUCAUACCUCAGUGUUCAACUGACAGUUUAUUUGGUAAACACUUUUAAGCAACAUUCUGAAAAGUAACAUGUAAAUUAAAAAAAAUGAAUAAAUUCAAUGCAAAACAAAAAGUUCAUAGCAGUGACUUGCUUAAACACGAGGAACUGACUGCUUUGCAUUAAAUAGUAAGCAAUUAAGGAAAUUAAUAUAAAUACUUUUUAUCUUGUUGCAUUGAUUGACCAAUAAAAUUCCAUUACUUUUCCAGACGUUUUUGAUCACAUGAAAAAUUAUAUUUUAUUUUUUUUUAGCAUUUUAGGGCGAGAAGGGG
This is a messenger RNA of Xyrauchen texanus (razorback sucker), 2246 nucleotides long. Its product is annotated as spindle and kinetochore-associated protein 3-like. Gene Ontology annotation, cellular component: spindle microtubule; outer kinetochore. The record is from RefSeq and is a predicted model, not a curated record. Lineage: Eukaryota; Metazoa; Chordata; Actinopteri; Cypriniformes; Catostomidae. Bases 355 to 1836 code for a protein of 493 amino acids. Gene Ontology annotation, biological process: chromosome segregation; mitotic cell cycle. The transcript has 10 exons.